This is a messenger RNA of Pyrenophora tritici-repentis Pt-1C-BFP, 321 nucleotides long. NCBI's taxonomy places the organism in Eukaryota, Fungi, Ascomycota, Dothideomycetes, Pleosporales, Pleosporaceae. The record is from RefSeq and is a predicted model, not a curated record.
AUGGAGACUUUCGACUUGAAUUCGCUGUUUGGGGUGCGGAGGUGCUUCAAACUGUCCGAUUGCGUGCAAACCGGCCUCGUUCUUCUGAAACCGAUUGCUUCGGCGGUUUUCCGUCGUCUGCAGGGAGACACUAUUGUAAAAUCGCGAGUUCGACGGGCCAAUCUAGGUCGAUGUCAAUGUGUCGCGGCCCCUGAGGCUGUAGCUCCGACGGCGGUACAUGGCGGCCAUGGAGACUUGUUGAGCAACUUUGGUGUGUUGUCUCCUAUGUACCUCAUGAUGGCUCUGUUUUUGCGUCGUGGUGGUGGCUGUCGCUGGGGGUGA